GGGUGUUCCGAGAUUUACUUAGCCUCGGGCAGCAGAGGUCUGGUCAAUUGCACAGGAGAUUGUUCCGGCGCCCCAGCGUGAUGCUGCUGCCGCCACCGGCAACGCAUUGACGAAGGUCGACAACAAGGUACAUCGUGUCUACGCGCCGCCAUCGUCGUUGUCGUUUCCUCUUCGUUGAGCAAUCGUCAACUAAUCAACAAGAUAAGAAAACAUCAUCAACAAGAUCUUGGCCUUCUCGCCCGGGCCGCAAGGUAGCACGAGCGGUACACAGGAGGGAGAGAAGGAGAAGCAGGGAGGUGGACUGAGCAAUUCCGAGAUAUGAGUAGUUCGUUAACGAUGGGAGCAGCAGGAAGAAAUCCAAGUGCCACCCUGGCGGAGCCAGCGGGAAGCACAACAACCACCACCACCACCACCAGCAACAGCAGCAGCAACCACUCGGUCGAGUUGUCGUGUGCGGUUCAGUCGUCAUCGCCGUCGUCAACGGUUUCCUCGGUUCGACUGCCAGCGCUCCGGGAGAUUUCCGGAAAGGCGGGUAACGUCGUCGCGGCCGACAGUAAUUUCCUGACGCCGCAAGCGGCACGUGAAGGAACGCCACCGCGGGCGGAUGCGGAGAUAGCGCUCGGUUCGGUACCGGCCGGAUGUGUUGCGAGCAGUGCGAGUGCGGACAGUGGUAGCGGCGUCGACGGAGGAGGAACACCACCGAAGACGAAGGUCAUCCGGAAGCGCAUCAUCAUCCGGAAGCGGAUCGUCAAGAAGAUGAAGAAGAAGGACGAAAAAUUCUACCUGCGGACGGCAUUCGAUCUGCUCGAUCGCGACCAGGAUGGGCACGUGACGCCCGAGGAGCUGCAGUUUAUGCUGCGGAACCUCGGCAUACACGUGCGGGACGAGCUGAUCGAUGACCUGCUCCGGGAAGCCAGCCGAACAGGCAGCGGUUUGAUAGAUGAAACAGAGUUCCUUCAGUGGGUGGCGAGAAUACAGGCCCUAAAAGACGACAGCAACACCAGCAGCAGCAGUAGCAGUAGCAAUAAUCCCGCCCAGUCCGCCGACGACGACCUGACGCAGGACCUGGUGGCAGCAUUUCGGGUAUUUGAUCGUGAUGGCAAUGGGUACAUAACGCGCGACGAGCUCAAAUCAGCGAUGGACAUGAUCGGCGAGAAUGUGACCGAGUACCAGCUGAACGAGAUGCUGGAGCUGGCCGACGCCGACAAGGAUGGUCGAAUCAAUUACGAAGAGUUUGCCCGACUGCUACUGUAAAGGUUGUCGCCUCGAUCGGUUUUCAGCAGCACUCUUCCUCCUAGUGGGCAUCAUCGGCACCCGAUUGCAGCAGCGCUCUCUCUCCUGUUUCACUUACUCAUCGAACGUUGCAGCAAUACCGUUCGUUUUUCACUGUAUGUUAAUUUAUACUCUGGUUUUCCCAUAAACAUCUAAAUGCAAUUACCCGUUGGUUCGCUGAGCAAAGCUUUUCCACCUUCUUCCAAAGUGGCAACGGCUGAAUUUCGUCUAGAGCCUUGCGCGCCGAAUUAGUUCAAUAUGCACGGUUUAACCGCGAGCACACCGGAAUUCUUUGUUACGUAAAGUGCUUUAACACAGGACCUGGCUGCUGGAGCUGAUACGGCAAACAUGCCCGUGAGCAUAGGGAAUAAGAGAACUUUAUACGCAAACCCGAACCACUUUUGGUCAGCUCAUAGUUGAACACGCUUUACAUGGAGUGUUUGUGUGUGUGUGAGUGUGUGUGUGUGUGUGAGAUAGGCGAUAAAAGGUAUGAUUUUGAACAAGAACUCAUGUUUUUAGUUUUGAUUUGAUUGUUGUUGUACGAGCCAUGCAAAGAUGUAACGGAGGGUUCCUUUUUACUCGAGAAUCGAUAGCAUGAAGGGACAAGGGAGAAGGAAGCUUGGAAAAAGGAAGAGCAAAACAAAAGCCGAAAUCCCGAUAUUUCUCAAGUUUAUGCUAGUCCCGUGAUCUAUCUUUGCAAAAAAAAAUCAACAAAAAAAUGUUGCAUUAAAUGUUACUACUCUAACCACACGCAGGCUACAACCAUUAUACAUACUAUCGAUCGUGGAUCUGGUGUGGAGUAGAUAAGAGCAAAUCAAAUGUUUAUAUCCUAAAUAACUUUACCCGAUAGUCCUGUUUGAAUGUUGUUACUCCUCCAGACUAAAAAUCUUAUCAUUAGGUACAGACAAAAUAAAACAACAACAAAAAACUAACAAACACACUCACAGACAGAGAGAUAGAGAGAAACACAGGGACGCGGAUGGCAGCGAUCGUGUGAUCGUGUAAAAAAAAAUUAUGGUAGUGCGGGGGGCAAGGUGAAUGGUGACGGUGUGAACGACGGCCCCGGGAGUUGGUUGGGCUACAGGAGCGCACGAAUGAAUGAAUGGGAACGCAUGAACGCAUAAAUCGUAAAUAAGGUAGAACACAGGUGGAGACGGUUAUGAAGGUUAACGUCGGUUGAAAACCACAUAUAAAACCCGAAGCAAAAAACAACAAAACAAAAAUAAAAACAAAAACCUAAGGUGGGAAAAGCAUCUACGUUUAAAACGCUACUGGAACAGCGCCAAGAAGCUGAGCUGCUGAUGCUGCUGCUGAUGUUGCUGCUGUGAGCUGUGUGGAGGUCGGUGUCGGUGGUGGACGCGAGGAAUAAAAUAAAAAUUAUAAUGAUAUGGAAGUGAGGUAUGUGAUGGGGAGGCAACACUGCGGCCAUAGGCCUGCGACGAGACACGUUCUUCGCUCGCUCGAUUGAGUCCUGUUUUGUUUUGGUUGUUUGCUGUGAAAUUAGAAUUAACGGAGAAUCAUUAUUAUGCAGCCGCAUGGUGGGUGGGGAGGGGGAGAUUAUCGUAAGUAAGACACCAGCACAAAUUCGCUUUAUCAACGGCUAACGGCAAGCGGCAGAAUUAGUAUUAAGCUCCCUAAAAUCGCCCCCCCCCCCCCCCCCCCCCCCAGUAAGAUGAUCGUAAGAGAGGCAUCAGUUCGUUGGAUCAACACGCAACACUUAUCCGGAACGCGCCCACUAGCAAAGCGUCCACGCGCGUUCUGUUCCGAAGGGUUUUCCUGCGAUCAGAGAGACUUAUUGUUAUUAUACGCCGUUGUUAUACAUUAUUGUUAAAAAAAAGAGGCAGAAACCAUUUACAAACGCAGUGCAGUGUGCAGGAGGCCGGGAAGCGAUGCAAUACAACCGUUGUAUUUUGAGUAUCAUUUACGCGAUUAACGGCAGCAUAGGGACUUUCAGCAGCAGAUGCGGUGUCUCCAUGAUGCGCUUUUUUACACACACGCCGCACAUACAUCAAGGAAACAUUUAUUACGUUUUUUCGCUUAGUCAUAGAAACUUUGCAGCUUUGGUAGCCGUCUUAGCGGGAACGGGGAACUGUGACUGAUUUUUAGUACAUGAUUCGGGCGUAUGUUUUACGGAGGGGGCAGCUUAGAAAAGUGACAGAGUGCCUGGUACGCGCAUUAGAUUUGUUAUGUUCCCCUUUACGCAUGAUCGCAUCGAUCGAUCACUUAUCGAACACUUCAUUUGAACUUCUAUCUAUCAACUGGCUUCCUCAAACCGUGGUUUCCGUUUGUGUAUUUCUUCCAAAACCAUAAAGACCGAUGUUCCCUGCACCAAAAUAACACUCGAGCAUAGCUUCUUCCCCACCCCCAAGGAAGCCAGAGGGUGGACGGCUACAAAAGCUAAACUAACGAUGUGCACCGGAGAAGCAGCGAGCAUGAGAAUGGAGGGGCGACAAGCUAGCAAUCUAACCGUGUGUUAUUAAAUCAAACCGAACAGAAUUUAAGCAGAUUAUAUAUGUAGCGUGUAUAUGAUGAAUAGCUGGGGAGUGCGCGCGCGAUCGCGAUUACGCUAUUUUUGGAAGCAUUUUUUUUACAUCUUGCCCCUCGCCCCGCCGGGGAUGGUUGCGAUUGGUGGUGAUCGGUGAGGUGGUCCAGCCACCGCCAUCAUUGUCCAACAAAACGGUAGCAACACCACUAACGGGGAGGAGGGAUGCAGUAGCUUGCGUAUAUUGCAGAUACAUUAUUAAAAGUAACGAGCAAUCGUUCCGCGUUUUCGUGCUUACUAUUGUGACGAAAACUAAGCGAAAAGCUUAGAAGUUGCGUAAUGUGUGGUAGGAGGAAUGUGUGUGUUUUUGGUUUGUGUUUUUUGCACCCCCAUGUUGAGCUCGAUCGAUCGAGCGAUCGUUCGCGAGGCAAGCGUUUCUUGGUUGUGCUUCUAUUUGACGUCUAUCCCUUUACCAAACUAAACAAGAAAAACCAUUAAUAGUGCGUAUCUGCAGUGUAUUUAUAUGGAAUUGUAAUCUCAAUGCGAAAGGUAUUCGCAUGGCUAUACACAAAAUAUACCCAUUAAGCAUUGCAUUGCAUAACUCUAAAAUAAGAAAACGUAUGAACAUAUGUUAAAGGGAUAAAGAACACUACGCAAACCACACUUUAACCAGCAUCCCAAUACCAUUCGUGUGUUAUUAUCUAUAUGCCCCGCUGUAUGGUUGGCGGCUCACUGGAUAACUUCUGCAAAACUGGAUACUAGUUGUGGACAGCAACAGUUUGUGGGGGGAGAUCGUAUGAUGGGCAAAAGUGAGGAGUGGAACUGAGUCUGUAUUAAGCAUUUUUAACAAAUCCUAUGUUCGGAGAGACCAUGCUGAUGGUUCCGAUGAUGAUGAUGAUGAUGAGCAGAGAAAUCUAGUCAGUAUGAGGCGAAUGAGGAUGCAAAUGGAAGCGACCCGUUUCAACCAUUGUGAACCUUUUGUAAAUAUCGGAAUCUUUCACUUUGGAAUUCUUUCGUUUCCUGUUGGCGUUAUUAUUUAUCUUAGAUUCCGCUUUUACAUGGAUUGAUUGCGAUUGUUAUUUGUUACGAAUAGUGAACCACGCAGAAAGAGAUCCUUCCAUAAACAAAAUGUACCGUUCGUUCUCGCUUAGCCAUUCGAUCACCAUGAUGAUCCGUACAACCAUCUAUCCCUCUCCCUAUCCCUUUGAAAGUCCCAAAAAUACUCUAGCACAAACGCAACAAACAUACAGAAAAGUAAUACAAAAUAUAUAUAUUCAUAUUGUGGCCUUUUAAUUGAAACAAAAGAUAAAGAUCAAUAAGACAAGCCCAUCGUCGGGUGGGCUCUUGCUUCAAGGGACGGAAUGCUGGCAGUUUCGACCUGUGCGCCAGCUGUUGCGAUAAAUAGUGUUGCGUUUCGAUUUGUGUUUCGCCAUUUGCUUCAACAUUUAAACCGAAACACACCAAACCAUACCGAACCGAACCGAUGGAACGACAUGAAUCGGGAGCGCAUCAUAUCAGGAAGCAAGGGAGAAACUGAGUGGCAAUAGGAAAAUGGAUGGGAAACAACCGGAGAGCAGGAUAGGAAACUCAAUACAGAGUGAUGGUGAGAUCACAAAGAGAAUGCUGACGAUGAGACGUUGAAGAUACAAUAAAAAGAAACCAAAACGUGUGUACUGAUUUUAAUGCAAAUAUAGUGAAGCCGCAUAGUUUAUAUACGUUGGAGUGCAAAUGUUUGAGGUCCGAUGUUUUAUCAGGAAGUCAGCGAAUGGUCGAAGACAGAGAAGGAGAUUGGAUCGGGAAAUAGACAAAAUAUGAACCAUAAUGCAGUCCACAUAAGAAAACACAAGAAAGAGUGCACGCAGACCGAGGGAUCCUUCCACGGAACUGGAGAAAGUUCUUUCUGCCGAAGCUUUUUCGCAUCGUCACCGAUGGCUUGCCACGUUUUGCAGUGAAUGAAAACGAAAUAAGCAAUCCAUCCCAGGCCCAAGCAGAAAAACCUUUUUUUGGCCGAUACCGUUACUGAACUAAGAGAUAAAUAAAAAAUUAUAACAGUGGAACCACCCUGGAAAACGAUGGGAAAAACGAGCGUGGAGCGGCUACGUAAGUCAGGAAACUGUAAAGAUUGCGGUCGAACCACGAGGAAAAGCAUAAAAUGAAAUAAAUUACAAGUUGUUUUUAAACCAACAAAACCAUGGCUCUUAAU
Molecule: messenger RNA, 5957 nt
Organism: Anopheles darlingi
Lineage: Eukaryota; Metazoa; Arthropoda; Insecta; Diptera; Culicidae
Gene: Eip63F-1
Product: calcium-binding protein E63-1
Exons: 5
Coding region: 319-1254 (311 amino acids)
Molecular function (GO): enzyme regulator activity; calcium ion binding
Source: RefSeq, a predicted model, not a curated record